AUGCGACUCCCUUGUUGUUCGGCCCGUAUGGUCAUUAUCUUGGCCGUUUUGGCCACUUUAACUUUCGCCGGUGCUUUGCUAUUGUGUUUUUGGGGCAUACCGUUGGUCAUUAGAGAACAAAUACAUCAGCAAACCAGAUUAUCGGAAGGCACGGAGCAAUGGGACAGGUUUCUUGAGCUACCUUUUGCACUAAACUAUUCAGUGAGAUUCUUCCUUGUUCAAAAUCCUAGCGAGGUGGUUCAUAAUGGUUCGGUGCCUGAUUUGAAGGAAAGCGAACCAUAUACCUACUCGAUGAAGCUUAAAAAAUUGGAUCACAGAUUUGAUGAUAACGAUGAAGACAGUGUUACGUAUCAUAGAGAGUUUGAUUUUGCUUUUGAUUAUUCUGGUAAUACUCAUCCAGAGACAAUGGUUACAAUUAUAAAUCCUCUUCUUAUGGCUGCUCUUCAACUUGCCAAUUCUUUGGAAAGAUUGGCUUUUGCCGGUUGCAUAGACCAAUUAUUAGGGUCUGCAAGAUUAGAUAAACCAAUUACAACUCAGUCUGUAAAAAAGCUACUAUUUGAUGGAGUAAAUUUCGGAUUUACAAACGAAACUGGAGCGGCUUGUACUGCAGUUAGAAAUAGGAUUAUACCGCUUUUAAAAGACGUACGUGUCGUUGAAGAAGUUGAAGAAGAAACUACCGGAACUCGGUAUUUUAGAAUAGCGUUUUUUAAUUAUAAAACUAUAAACUACCUGAAAACACCCCCUGACGGAAUUUACACAGUCAACCGAGGGCAAAGAAACAUGUCAGCUCUUGGCAAAAUAAUGAGAUGGAACGGAGGAACAACAAUUCCGACGUACGGAACAGCAAGUUCUACAAAUAAUGAAACUUGCCAUAAUCUUAGGGGUACAGAUUCCACGAUUUAUCCUCCGUUUCUCCGAAAAGAUGAACCGAUAGUGAUUUAUAAUACAGAUAUAUGUAGAACCGUAGAACUAUUUCAAACAAAUUCAAAUCUGGAAUACAGAGGAAUAUCGGGCGCUCACAAGUACGAAACCAACGAAAACCUACUUAGACCUGCGACAGUUACGCCGGAACAAGAUUGUUACUGUUCAAAAGCUACUAAAAAUGUGGAAGCCAAAGACGAUUGCUAUUUGGACGGUACUUUCGAUUACAAGCCUUGUCUCGGAGCUCCUGUGAUCCUUUCGCAGCCGCAUUUCCUAAAUGCCGAUCCAAAGUAUGGCAAAAAUUUCACUACUCUUAAGCCUGACAAGUCCAAACAUGCGAUGUAUCUUAUUGUGGAACCUAAUACUGGUACUCCUUUGGAAGGUUUAAAAAGAGUCCAAAUUAAUACAGUUUUAAGGCAAGAGCCUCUAAUUUCAUUUAUCACUCCUCCCACCAUGUAUCAAGGUAUUAUUCCAGUUUUGUGGUUGGAAGAGUCAUUCAGUAUACCGGACAAGUAUCUUGAUUUAUUGGACAAUCAAUACUUCAAAAAAGUGAAACUGGCCACAACAUUCAAAUACGGUUUUGUUGGUGUUGCUGCAGCAAUAUUUACUGGAUGCCUAUUUUUAUUUGUUAGAAAGCAAUUUUUUAAAAAGAAAAGCAAUUAA
Ceutorhynchus assimilis (cabbage seed weevil) is the source of this 1584-nucleotide messenger RNA. NCBI's taxonomy places the organism in Eukaryota, Metazoa, Arthropoda, Insecta, Coleoptera, Curculionidae. The record is from the annotation of a GenBank genome assembly.